AUGGAGGCCUACAAAGACGUCAUUGUGAGCCACCCGCCGGCGAUGUACGCGCAGUCCGGCUACACCUCGCAUUUUGCUGUAGAAAACUACAAGGGUAUCUUGCUCUGCAAGCGACCGUCAAACCUCGGUUCGGCAGCCGGUGCCGCCGGCGCUGGCGGUAGCGAUAGUUACCGCCACAGCGACUCAUCAUUUCCCCCGUUUGUUCCCUCGAACCCCACCGGCAAUCCCAUCGGCUACGGUCCAUCCAAGGAGAGUCGCGACACCCGCGCUGAGCAGGAGGCAUUACGCGCGGCAAACCAGCGGCAGCGUCAAACAAAGUCAUCGCAAGCCCUCUCGCGCCACCGCCGCUGGCUGAGCAGUUUUGCACGACAGAUAAAAACAAUGAAGGACAUGGACCGGCAGCUUGAGGUGGAGGCGGCGCAACGAUCUGCCAGAAUGCGAGAGGCGGAGAAGCGCAAGCGGGGGGGACAGCAGCAGCAGGUGUCUGUCAUCGCUGUCAACUUAGAGAACGCCGGCGCACCGCCGUACAACAUGCACAAGUCGAUGGAAGCACACGUGACGGCUACACUCAAAGCCACGGGCACUGCAGCAGUGGUAUCGUCUUCCCGUAAACCGAAGUGGGCCAUGACGGAGGAGGAGGCGAUGGACGACGAGCUCGAUUUCGACCGUGACCUCCUCGACUUCGCCGAAAACCUCGACUACGAGAAGUUCAUCACUGACUUUGAGGUCGCGGAGGCGCUUGGCGUGAUGCGGGAUCGCGUAGAGGAAAUUGCAAGGGCGAACAACUGGUCCGUCGAAGACAUCCGUCGCGCGACAACCGACGAGCACGACGAUCUCAACUCGGUUGUGACCCCGUCCGAGGCACAGCUCAUUCUCCGCAGCAAGCAGCAGCAGCCGCAAGGUGGUGGUGGUGCCACCACUGUGGGGGCUCGAGCCGCGCUUCCGGAGGCACUGGCAGUGCACAAGCACGACUGGGACACCAGCAGUAAUGGUCGUGCCCGACUGCUGAAGAAGGCGAUAAGCUGUGACGCCCUCGCCCUGGCCGAACGCCUGUUUGCCGCCUCGCCGUCGCUGCGGAAGAUUCACACGCGGCACAGCCUUGCACGUGUAUUGCAGCGGUGCGCCUUGGAAGGCCACGUCAACGUGACGGAGUCCACGUUGCUGCAACAGGCAUACGAGACUACAGCAGCUAAGGGCGGCGGCGGAGGCAUUAGCGGUAGUGCAGCGUCACCUUCCCCCGCAGCGGUGGACCCUCCGGCAAUUCCAGAGCCUCUAGUCGUGAAGGUGAGCGCGGAUGCAAUACCUAUGCCUUACAGUAGUGCUGACGGCGUCGCUGAUGGCUCUGCGCAAGGCGUACAGCCGGGACGUAUUCUGCGUCAGCUUCAGCAGUCUAAGGAGCGGACACAAGGACUACCGUACCUCUACCGCUGUCCUGCCAUUUAG
Molecule: messenger RNA, 1443 nt
Organism: Leishmania braziliensis MHOM/BR/75/M2904
Lineage: Eukaryota; Euglenozoa; Kinetoplastea; Trypanosomatida; Trypanosomatidae
Exons: 1
Coding region: 1-1443 (480 amino acids)
Source: RefSeq, a predicted model, not a curated record